AUGGCAUCGCAACUAUGUUGUUAUAUAUUUGAAAAUCGUCAUGGUCUUAUAUUUAAUCCUGACUCUAUUCGUAUUCUUCGUGAACAAUAUCGAAUUAUUGGUUGUUUAACAGGAAAUUUACCCGAAUAUCCUCGUCAAAAUGCUGAACUCGGUUUACCACUUGAAUUGUCACGUGAAGAAUGUUGUGUAUUAGCUGAUCAACAUAUCAUUUCGAUGUAUGAAUUAAUUCUACCAUUGAACGAUUGUGAAGAAGAUCAUGCUAAAUAUCUAACUGAUCUUGAAAUUGAAUUUCAACAACAAAAAAUCGAAAAUGGACAUGAAAGAAUUAAUGAAAUUUUAAUCAAUCGUCAAUCGAUUUUACAAAGAAAUAUUCAACCAGCGAAUGAAAAUAGUUCUGAAACUGACGAAUUUACUUUAUCUUUAUUGGAAACAAAUAAUGCAUGGAAAAAUUGUUCGAGAUCUUUAGAAGAAAAUGAACACGUCAUGCUAUUGAAUAUUAUCAAGCAACGUCUUCGACAAUUUACAUUAGAAUAUAUGCUGAUGAAACUUCCUAUUGAAUCCAGACGAACAAAUUUAAAACUACGUUCAAUUACGAGCGAAGAACUUAAACAAAAUCUUAAAUUAAUUGAACAAUUACGUUGUGAUGUUUUUGCUGAUUUAUAUUUAAAUCAAAAUCAAAAAUAUUGGAUAUCAAGCGGACAAAAAUUCGGUGGAGAUUAUCUUGUUUAUUUCGAUGAUCCAUCACGUUGUCAUUCGACAUUUAUUGUAACAUGUGUUUUAAGAAAUGAAAUUGAACGAAAUUCUACUAUUAUUCCAUUGACACAUCUUAUUGCUCGAUGUCGUGUUGCUGUUAAUGUGAAUAAAAUUUGUAUUCUAGCUAGUAGAAAAUCUCCAAUAUCAUGUGAUAUUGAAUAUUUAACUGUAAAUUGGAACGGAUUUUAA
Molecule: messenger RNA, 942 nt
Organism: Rotaria socialis
Lineage: Eukaryota; Metazoa; Rotifera; Eurotatoria; Philodinida; Philodinidae
Source: the annotation of a GenBank genome assembly